This is a messenger RNA of Penicillium vulpinum, 2274 nucleotides long. RefSeq lists its product as uncharacterized. Gene Ontology annotation, molecular function: ATP-dependent H2AZ histone chaperone activity. Lineage: Eukaryota; Fungi; Ascomycota; Eurotiomycetes; Eurotiales; Aspergillaceae. The record is from RefSeq and is a predicted model, not a curated record. Gene Ontology annotation, biological process: chromatin remodeling. The coding region runs from base 1 to 2274 and encodes 757 amino acids. Gene Ontology annotation, cellular component: Swr1 complex. The transcript is spliced from 2 exons.
AUGGCCGAAAAGCGCAAGCUUCCACCGCGUGAACGGCGCGAAUCCACAGCCAAAAGACGUGUCUCCGAAGCCACGCCGCAGUCUCACAAGAAAAAGGCGCCAACUCCUCGCGCUCCAUCGCCGGAACUAGUUGACGCCCCUCUACCAACAAAAGUCAAGGAUGGAGAUGGCUUGCCUAUUCUUCGCACGCGACAGCCACUUUCCUUGUCGGACAAUGAGUACCAGUCAAUCGCGGAAAGUGCAGUUCUCCUCGCUUCACUCGAACGGUCGAAGAAAAAGUGGCUGAGUGAUGGAAUCCUUGUUCGAUACUACACCAAGCCGAAGAAGACGAAGCGCGAGCAGACCGAGAAGAACAACCCAUCAAAGGAUACUAUGACAAAAAUUGGGCCCUGCGAUGUCACCAUCGGUCCCCAUUUCUUUGAUGCCAUGAUUUAUAUUGUCAAAGACCCCAGUGCACCGGCGGCACUCCAAUACGCACCCCCGCAACGACCGAUGGUUCACUACGGCCAUCCUAAUAACUUCCAACAAUACCGACCGUAUCCCACUCCAUCCAACCAACAACGACCUGCGCAAUAUUCUCCCGCUCUUCCGGGUCGCCCUGGGUAUGCAGGCAGCCAUCCUACUUCUCAACAAGCUCGUGGCCCAAAUCAAGGAAAUGCGCCCUCUCCUCAAGGAGGACAAAAGCCACCACAAGGGCAAAAGGGCCAGCCUGCCAAGCCUAGUCCAGAUCCCGUGAUUCAAAUGCUAGCUACAAGGGCAGCUGCGGACCCCGAACUAAAGGCUUUGAUGCGUGUUGUUGCCUCAAGCCAAGCAUCCCAGGAGCAGCUUCGGGCUUUCCAGGCCCACAUCGAUGAACUCAACGCAAUCAUCAAAGCAAGAGAGCAACAAGAACAACGGCAGCAAACUUCAAUACCACCACCAAUUACGCAACAGUCAACUCCUACGCCACAGGCUCAACCGCCGAAACAACAAGACAAGCCAGGAUCACUGGACCAAUCCCCACAAAAGUCGCAGACCCCAUCUAAAGGUUCAAAGCAGCCACCUGGAAAGACCGGGGCGCAGCCACAGACCCCUUCUCAAGCCCCACCAAGUCAGGGCUCUAAACCUGCCCACAGCACCACGGGGCCGAGCGCCGUCAAAGAAGAGCAAUCAGCCACAGGGCAUAAUGGCUCCCAGCCCGUGUCGUCCGAAGCAGGACGCCCAGCAGUACCGACCCAAUCAGCGACUCCUAGCGCUGCAAGCACCUCAACGCCUGCUUCUACUUCUCAGCCACAGACUCCUGUGGUAAACCCGUUACCAUCAGCCAGCGCUCAACAGCAAGCAGCCCGACCACCAUAUGCCCCUCACCAACAACCUUCUUACGGAUCACAACUUCCACUUCAGUCUCGACCACCCCAGUUCACUACUCCUAUCCCGUUCUCCCGGCCGACUCCAAUUCCCUACGUUUCCCCACUUGGAUCUGCACCCGUAAACUAUAAGUCGGUGGUGUUUGAGUUCACAUCCCCUUUGACUCCAUAUGGAAGCAGUACUUCAGGUCAUGCCGGUUCGGGUGACCGCUAUCUUUUCCCUGAGUACACCAUUUUGGAAUGGCUCCCAGCUGAGAACACGGUCAUCGCCUCGUUUUUGAUAGUCCGAAAGGUUGCUCCAAACACACCAUUCCCUCUUGAAACCCCCACAGAAGCUGGCAACUCCAAAAGCAAAGCUAAGGGGGCAUCCAAAGCUAAGAAGGGAGAAACAAAAGCCAAAACAGACAAGGGCAAAGUACCAACCGAUAGCCCAGCUCCCAGUCCCCAGCCGGCCCCGCCUACGACUGGGACGCCACAAAAGCAGGAACCGGCCGACCAAACCGGUCUUCAAACCCCUGGCCUCCCAGGGACUCCUGCCAGCGAGGUGAAUUUUAAGGAAUACUGGCAACCAGUCACUUUCCGCAUCCAUGCCCCCAAUGCCAAAAUUCUUGAGCCUCUAGCCCGCGUUGUCAAGCCAGCCGACGAGGUGCGCAAAUAUAUGAACGAUAUCAUGGACCGUGCCGAACGUGCCCCAGACGGCUACCUGGCCAUGCGUCUGCCUCGCGAGGCAGCCUUAGAGUCGUUCGAAAAGGAUGGAACACCUGCUUCUUCGAGUAAUGUCGGCUCCGGAACCCGCAGUCGUCUUUCCCGUGUUCAGCUCGCUAGUGAGUCCGAAGCGGAGAAUUCUGGGUUCGAAUUCGAAGAGGACGAAGAAGACCUCAAGGAUUUCUAUGAUGCACCGAGCGGUCUACCGCCAUUGAAGGCAUGA